GUCUACUGCACGAGAACUUGCACUUGAUCAUACUUUAUUUUGAGCCUCAUUUUUAGAGAAAGAACUGCUUUUAUGACAAGACGUAAUUUGGACCUUUGCGACCUCUGAUUACAACAUGGCUGCUCGAGUAGUAGCCACACUUUGCCGCCAAUGUCUUUCACUUUCCCCAAGAGUUCUAGCCAGAAGAACGAUUACAAGAUUGCCUCUCAGUCAGCAAAGGCCAAUCCUAGGAUAUGUAAGGUUAUUUGGGGGUUGUACUAAAGAGUGCUGUGCGGAAAAUCCGCCGAGAUGUUGGAAGUGUGAUGCAGAAUUAUCAACGUGUGGACAUUCCAAGUUUUUCUGUCGUGAAUGUGAAGUUAUCCAAGCCCCAGAAAAAGACGCCACUUAUUUUGAAUUAUUUAGCAGCCCAGAGACAUUUGAUAUCAAUACGACACAGCUAAGUGAUGUUUACAGACAGCUGCAAUUCAAACUGCAUCCAGACAGAUUCAGCAAGUGUACACAAGAGGAACAAAACCUGUCAGCCAUUCAGUCAUCACUAGUAAACAAGGCAUACAACACACUUCUAAAUCCUCUAAAGAGAGGGAUUUAUCUGUUAAGUAUCCAUGGCAUAUCCAUAGAAGAAGAAGAUUCACUCUCAAGCCAGGAGUUUUUGAUGGAGAUCAUGGAAAUCAAUGAACGGCUUGAGAGUGCAGCCAAAUUACAAACUCUACAAGAUAUUGAAACAGAAAUCAAAUUGUGCAUAAAGAAGAGCACAGAUGAAGUUGCACAUGCAUUUGAUGAAGGGAACUACAUUGCAGCCAAAGAUGCCCUCAUAAAGCUGAGAUACUACACCAAUAUAGAAAAACAGGCUAAAGAUAGAAAGAUGUCAAUGGAACUUUCAGGAGAACACUAAGGGUCUUUUUAAACAUAUUGUAAAUAUUCCUUACCUGGUUUACUGUAGAAUAAUGUAUAGGUUAGAUAGGGGUUAUAGUUCAAACACUAUAUCCCAUAAGCAGCAAUAGAGUGAAGUCACUAMACCCGUAGACUAAUACACAUUAUUCAAAUCCAACUAGUGAUCUAUCACCAAUUCUGCAUUCUGAUUGGAUGAGCUACUAGUCAAAGCCUACUAGUAGCGAAAAGU
Messenger RNA from Actinia tenebrosa (Australian red waratah sea anemone), 1120 nucleotides. RefSeq names its product iron-sulfur cluster co-chaperone protein HscB. The record is from RefSeq and is a predicted model, not a curated record. Lineage: Eukaryota; Metazoa; Cnidaria; Anthozoa; Actiniaria; Actiniidae. Gene Ontology annotation, molecular function: ATPase activator activity; protein-folding chaperone binding. Gene Ontology annotation, biological process: protein complex oligomerization; [2Fe-2S] cluster assembly. Gene Ontology annotation, cellular component: mitochondrion.